CUGAGCGGGAUUUUCCAGUAUUCUUUGCUUGUUGCACGACUGGCGGGAGGUGUUUAGUGUAUAGAGUUUUGUAAGUUUCUUCUAGUCGCUAUAAACGUGGAAUCAAACUACGUUUGCAUAUGGCAUUUUCCACACCACCACGAACGCCAGUAUUGGCUGGCAAAACAAGUCCAAUCGUAACUAAAACAGCCACUCGAAGCAAAGUGGUCGAUACGAAAAAUUUGUUCAUUUUUUCCGGGAUCAAUUUGAUUGUCAGCUUGUUCUUGUUCUAUGAACUAAACGCCCAACACAUACAACUGUGGUUUAACAUCACAAACUCAUUAUUUUACUACGCUGUUCUCUUAUUUGCUGUUCUGUUCACUGUGAAUUCCUUGGUGGACUUUAUUCAAGCUGUGUCCUCAACAAUUCCAACUGCUCCUUUGUAUUUGUCACCAGCACAAAAACGAUUAAUGGGCAUCAAAAAAUCAGAUCCACGAUUCACAUCGUGUGCACAAACUCCAAAACUGAUUUCCGAUAGAAAGAUCUCACCAGGACGAACUUUCAGUUUAACCAAUUUAACAAACAAGCCAAACCAACAGCAAACCAGCACUCCCAUACAAUCACAUUCUCCAUACAUUACCAGACACACCCCUUCCCCAAGCCCAAGUCCAAGCUCCUCUUUUCACACCACAGUAGCUGCACAAGGAUACCAAGCUAAUAUUGGUGGAGGUUCACCUUACAAUUCAAGACUAUCAGACUCACAUAAUUUCACUCAUAUGGUGGGUCAGACAACUCCAGUAUCAGGAAUUUUUGAUGGAGGAAGUAUUCUUGACUCAUCGGGUGGAAGUCCAUAUUUACGCCAUCGUAGAUCUCCUUUCGUUAGUUCAACGUUAUCACCUGAUGAUUAUGGGAGUGACCAGAAAAAAGUUUCAAACUACAGAAGAAGUCAAUAUGAGAAAGAGCGAUGGCAAAUGUAUGGUACUGAUUCCUCAGUGAACAACAGUUCAAAUUACUGGGGAUACAACCAAAGUGUGCAUGAAUACAGUGGAGAGCUAAGUAAGAAUGUUUAUCAGCUCUCCACAAGAUCACCGAUAUCUCCAACUCAAAGCAAAGAUAGUAAAGCUACUGAAUUCUCGAAAUAUUGGUCACAAGCUGGUAUUAGUUCCGACUGCAUGUUUGAAUGUGCUGGUAAAUUAAGAAGAUGGAUUUCACUCACUGUCAUAAGUGGAGUUGUGAAAGAAAUACAAAAAAUAAACCUUCGACUUAAAAAGCUGGGAUGUCCUGAGAUUCAGAUAGGAGAAUCGAGCUUAAGUGCGUUAAAGCAGAUACAGAUGAGCAAAACAGCUCAGAUUCCGUCGCUAACAUGGAUCAUGCCAUAUUUGGAGCUGACCAACCAUCAAGAAUAUUUGGUGGAACGUUUGAAAACUUUGGGUUCUGGAGGUUACAUGAGUGAGUUCUGUUGGAACAAAGGAGGAUCGGUGAAGGGAAGAGCAUGGGCUGAUGAUCUUGUAACUGAUGCUGAGUUGGUGAUGCAUAUGUUUUGUUCCUAUUUAGAUUGGCAUCUUCCCGCACAUCCAAGAUACCCUGAUGGAAAAACAUUUACUUCUCAAUACUUUGUUCGAACACCGGAUAAACCGAAACUACAAAACUUGACCGAGCACAAAAUGCUUCUUCAUCAAAGCAAACUCAACCCACCACAUUAUCAACUGGUUACCAAGGAAACCACAUAUGACAUGCCACCUGGUCGCCAUAACCUUUUCUACACUCUCCUGCUAUUUCUGCACAACAUAAAGUCAAAAGAAGGCUGCAUGUUGGGGCCUGUCAACCUCGGUCUUUCCGGCAUCAACAUUCUCAAUGUGCUGGAUCCAAUACACAGCAGUUCUGAGAUCCAGCAGAAGAACUACCACGCCAGCACCUCUAAGCCAUGACUCAUUGUCCAACUAUUUCCAAAUGUCUCACUCCCCACUUUCGGAUGUAGUAAUAAGGAAUUACGAAACCGGUCUCUCAACCCUGUGGCACACGCUCACGCAAGCGACGUGGAGUAAUAUGCCGCCAUAGCGGACAAAAUCGCUGAUUUUCAGACACGAAAUUGUGUCGCCUUUAUACCAUUAAUAAAACUUUCUUGAUGUGUAAAACUAUAAAGUAUAUGUCGGAAUUUAGUUUAGAUUUCUUGAGUCCAAAUACCGAAAUUAACUUGGUAUACUAGUACCGCGUGUGGUCGGGAAAUACUACACUACAUUCGCCGAAACAAGCAAAUCAUCUCAUGCUUGUCGUUUAUGUUCCCAACGAACGUGGUGCUGUGAUGUCAUUUCUUUAGCACGCCGUUCCAUAUUAUGACCGCGGAGCCAUGUUUGUGCUCUGUCGCGUGUCUCCCCGGCCGAACUUGGUCAAUAUUUAUUCAAGCAAUCCCAAUUUUGAUUGCUAGCUAAUGGGCUAAGAGGCGACUUCCUCUCCACUUGCGGUCGACCACCAUGAACAGUAGAAGAACAUUAAACAGUGGUUAGCGCGA
Messenger RNA from Ciona intestinalis (vase tunicate), 2488 nucleotides. Lineage: Eukaryota; Metazoa; Chordata; Ascidiacea; Phlebobranchia; Cionidae. The record is from RefSeq and is a predicted model, not a curated record.